Molecule: messenger RNA, 1572 nt
Organism: Alternaria alternata
Lineage: Eukaryota; Fungi; Ascomycota; Dothideomycetes; Pleosporales; Pleosporaceae
Exons: 5
Coding region: 11-1417 (468 amino acids)
Biological process (GO): amino acid transmembrane transport
Cellular component (GO): vacuolar membrane
Molecular function (GO): amino acid transmembrane transporter activity
Source: RefSeq, a predicted model, not a curated record
UCAAAACGACAUGGGCUUCUCCAACGACAAGAUGGGCGACGACAUUGAGUACGGCAGCCAACUCAAGGCAGAGGAAACCAACGCGCAAGGCCAGACUGAUGCCGUCUUCGGUGAGGUUGUCGAGGGAGGACCAAACUACCGCAGCGUCAGCUGGUGGGGUUCAUCCAUCAUCAUGAUGAAGACACAGAUCGGUCUCGGUGUGCUAUCCAUUCCCGCUGCGUUCGAUGCCCUAGGUCUCAUCCCAGGCAUCAUUUCGCUGCUUGCCAUCGGAUUGAUCACACUGUGGUCUGGCUACAUGGUCGGCACAUUCAAGAUGCGUCAUCCUGAAACGUACGGUAUCGAGGAUGUGGGGCAGAAGCUGUUUGGGCGCGCCGGCCGCGAGGUGCUCGGUUUGGCGUUCGCUUUGUUGUGGACGUGCGUCGCUGGCUCCGGUAUGCUGGGUAUAUCCAUCGGAUUGAACUCGUUGUCUGAGCAUGGCACGUGUACUGCUGUCUUUGUGGCUGUGGCCUGCUUUGUGGGCUUCGCACUUGCUUCGAUCAAGACACUGGGAAAGCUCUCUUGGAUUGCGUGGGUUGGUCUUGCUGGUAUCAUGUCAGCCAUCAUUACCCUUACCAUCUCAGUCGGCAUCCAGGAUCGCCCUUCUGCGGCGCCUCAAUUCGGCCCCUGGCAAUCUGACUUUGAGCUCUUCAAGUCGCCCACCUUCGCUGAGGCCGCGGCUGCUCUAUCCAGUAUCGUCUUCGCGUUCUGCGGUAUUCCUGCUUACUUCAACGUCGUGUCCGAGAUGAAAGACCACAAGGACUACUUCAAGGCCCUGUCGCUGUGCCAAUUCGUCAUGACCUCCAUCUACAUCGCCAUCGGUGUCGUCGUGUACUACUACUGCGGAUCGUACGUCGCAUCGCCUGCGCUGGGAUCCGCCGGUGUCUUGAUGAAGAAGAUUUGCUACGGACUCGCGCUUCCCGGUCUUCUUGCGUCCGUCAUCCUGGUCACUCAUCUCGUCGCCAAGUACUUCUUCAUCCGUACUCUGCGUGGAACAAAGCAUCUCAACCACCCCACCGCUAAGCACUGGAUCACCUGGUUCGGCUUCACCGGCGCCGUCUCCCUGACUGCUUAUAUCAUUGCGUCUGCGAUUCCCGUCUUCGGUGGCCUCGUCUCGCUCGUGGGCGCACUUUUGGGCACCCUCAUGAGCUUCCAACCCAUGGGCUGCAUGUGGCUGUACGACAACUGGCACCGGUCCAACCGCGACUGGAAGUGGAAGGGCAUGGUCGCAUGGUCCAUCUUCGUCAUCGUCGCCGGCACGUUCCUCCUCAUUGGUGGUACGUAUGGUUCGAUUGUCGGCAUCAUUGACUCGUACAACAAGGAUGGUGGCACCAGCCCAUGGUCGUGCGCGGAUAACUCCAACUCGAGCGGUGGUCACUAAGAGUGGCUGUUGGAGGAAGAGGCUUGAUUUGAUGGUGCUCUGGUCUUGUUCUUUUAGCGAUGCAUAUGCAUGAUUUCAAUGCGAAUGUCUUACAUUGUUCAAAUAUAUGUUGUGUUUGGCAUUCUUGAAUGCAGCAAUCAUGAAGUCAUAGCGGA